AUGCCUUCACUUCACGGUCUUUGGUCGCAUAUUAAUGUUACUUUGGCUAAUUUGACAAACAACAGAGAUGAUGAUGGUGACCAUAUCGAUUCCGAUACACCCCGCUCUGGUGUCGCGACCCCACAACCAGAUCCUUCAGACAAGCGAACUCCUGGUAUAUUGCAUAGCUUUUAUGGACAGGUUGGUUUAGGCUCUUCCUCACGUCAAAAUCCUACGAAACAUAUAUCACACAUAGCACAAGAUCCUAACACAAGUGACCUUGAGAGUUACUAUACUUCCCCACGACAGAGAUUUGAAGCAGGGGAUACAUUGUUGAAAGUCACUCCAAGUUCACUCAAUGAAUUUAGGAUUGAUUAUGGUGUAGAGAAAGAAAACUCACUACUUCCACCGCAUGAACUUUUGGGUAGUUCUCAAAUAUCUAAGCAACAAUAUCCUUACCCGACACCACCUGUUUCACAUCCGUCCUCACUACAUAAAGUGAAAUUGAGUGAUGCGAGUUUUGAAGAUAUUGGCAAUAAUGUACAGAAAACGGCAGCUCCUACAGAUCGAGAUUGUAUUUCGGAAUCAAUUCCGUCACAUGCAAGAAGAGCUUCGUCUAUGACACCAUUGUCAAACAUUGUCACUCCAUCAAAUGUUCAUGCUGCACAUUUUUCAAACCCAAGCGAUACCCCUUCCGAGCACAAACUUAGCACUCCUCCAUUAUCCCGAUUGAAUUCUGAAUUCCACAAGUCACCAUCCUAUGAUCGACUCAAGAAGCUAACGUGUGAUGGAUUAAAGAGCAUACCAUCAACUCCCACUCGAGCUUUAUCGAAUCAAACCUCGAAGUCAGAUCACAGUGUUAUGAGCACAAAUUCUGAACAUGUCCCGCAAAAUGGCAGAUCAGGCACGAGUGAGCGACCGGCUACUACUUCUCGUACUGAUAGUAGUUUGGGAGGAGCAGUGGUACCACCAAAGGGUAAACUUACUGUGAAGAUUAAUGAAGCCAGAGGACUGAGAAAGAGCGUGGAUCCUUACGUUGUAGCCGUUUUCCAACGAAACGAGCUGGUAUCAAAGGGGCCACAAUCAGAAGAGGACGAUGAGGAUGAUGGCAACUCACAUAGCCCUGGCGGUAUUCCAAUUGGUGGCAUUCCGAUUACGCGAACUGGAAGUGACUCUGGUCGUUCCAUGGCAAUUCCGAUGAAAAGUAGGCAAAGCAGCAACACUAGUUUGUCGGAAUACAGAGACUUUAAGAACAAGGGCCGAAAAAUGUUUACCCAUCCAAAAUGGGAUGCCGAAGCUGUCUUUGAUGUUGUUGGCUCAGAUACAAGAGUCAAUAUAACCAUUUACGACCGAGCUCAACAAGCAGAAGAAUUUUUGGGUCAUGUUGACCUUCAAGCCAAUCUUGUUGAAAAUGUCGAUGCUCCAGUUUCCGGCUGGUUCCAACUUCGUGGCAAAGAUAUAACAUCGAAUGCAGGGAAUGUCGGCGAGGUUCACGUCGAAAUUUCCUUCCAGCGAACAGAGAAGAGACAUUAUGGACCAGAUGAUUUCCAGAUUUUGAAGCUUAUCGGAAAGGGUACAUUUGGUCAAGUCUACCAAGUAAGGAAGAAGGAUACAAAGCGAAUCUACGCUAUGAAAGUUCUUCAAAAGAAGGUCAUUGUUCAAAAGAAAGAGGUCGCUCACACUGUUGGUGAGAGAAACAUUCUAGUUCGAACAGCUACAGCCGAUUCUCCAUUUAUUGUUGGUCUCAAGUUCUCCUUUCAGACACCAACAGAUCUAUAUCUUGUCACAGAUUAUAUGUCUGGAGGCGAGUUGUUCUGGCAUUUACAAAAGGAGGGAAGAUUCGAUGAGCAACGUGCCAAAUUCUACAUUGCGGAACUGAUCUUGGCACUUGAGCACCUUCACAAACAUGACAUCGUCUAUCGGGAUCUGAAACCAGAGAACAUUUUGUUGGACGCAAAUGGACACAUUGCUUUGUGUGACUUUGGUCUAUCGAAAGCAAAUCUCACAAAGAAUGCCACGACUAACACGUUCUGUGGUACUACCGAGUACCUUGCACCCGAAGUUCUUUUAGAUGAAGCUGGAUACACGAAGAUGGUUGAUUUCUGGUCUCUAGGAGUCUUGGUGUUCGAGAUGUGUUGCGGAUGGAGUCCAUUCUAUGCCGAAGAUACACAACAAAUGUACAAAAAUAUCGCUUUCGGUAAAGUUCGAUUUCCAAGAGAUACUUUGACUACCGAGGGCCGAAACUUCGUCAAAGGAUUACUCAACAGAAAUCCUAAACAUCGUCUUGGAGCUACAGAUGAUGCUGAAGAAUUGAAGAGACAUCCUUUCUUCCAGGACAUUGAUUGGGAUGCUCUUACCAAGAAGCUUAUCACUCCGCCUUUUAAACCAAAGUUGAAGUCAGAGACCGAUACAUCCAAUUUCGAUCCAGAAUUCACCAAUGCCUUAAAUGGUGCAUCAUCACUCAACGCACGUGCAGCUGCCCUUGCCGCAGGCAUGGCAACAUCAACACCACUAUCCCCAGGCAUGCAAGCAAACUUUAAGGGCUUUACCUUUGUUGAUGAAAGCUCGAUUGAGGAAAACAUGAGAGACAGAGUCAAAGAUGAAUACGAGGAUCGAAUGGAUCAAGACAAUAAUGAUCCAGAACGUGAUUGGGAGGACCCAUUUGAUAUCCCUGAUAAAUCACGCAUGGAUCGGAUGAGUGGUGUAGUGAGGAAUCACAAUGAAGAUGAACGAAUGUUCAAUGGUGAUGACUUCCAUUGAUCAUUUGUUUGUUCCUCAAUAUGACCUCAUCUCAUGUAUUUAAGGAUCUGGUACAGACAAGUUUUCUUUUUGUGUCAGCAUACAUUUACAAUCUUCCUUUUUAUUUUCCAAUCCGGGUUUGAUGAAUGGAAUAGGGUUCAUGGUGUGGUGCAUGCAUGCUUUCCAUUGUAUCUUACUUUGUCUUUCAUGGUCUUCUUUACUUGUUCGCCGAUUAUUUGGUGGGUUCAUUACUGGAGAUGAUUGAUCGAUACAUAAUCUGGGGAAUCUCACCUUACAUCCGUUUACAUACUUAUGAUGAUAUAUUUUGAGUGGUAAGAGCAUGGGCUUGGCGUAAUUGAUGGAUGAUUGAUUGCGCGUGCUUGUCUCCGCGCUUGAUUUUUUGCAUUGGGAUGGAGUUGAAAUAUUUGCACUGCAUGAGGCGCAUGAUUUGUAUUAAUUUGCCUGUUUCUAUAUCUAUAGGAGUAUGGAUGAGAAGAUUAGGCGGGGGUGAACGGUGGUGGUUGGAUGAGUGUGGUGGAGAAGAAAAGAAACGCAACCCUCAAGAAGCAUUGGGUGUAGUACUAGCAUUGACGAUUGCAUUCUUAUUACAGAACAUGCUGUUCAGGAUGUGCUGUGGGGGAAUGGAAUGAGGUUUGUAGUGGAAGUGGAAUUGGGACAGGAAAGAGUAAAGGAAUAUAAUAUUGAUAGAAGCUUUUAGGCAUGAGUGAUUAUAGAAUGCGGAUUAUGAUAAUUGGGAGAAG
Messenger RNA from Botrytis porri, 3479 nucleotides. RefSeq lists its product as uncharacterized. The transcript has 2 exons. Gene Ontology annotation, molecular function: protein serine/threonine kinase activity; ATP binding. The coding region runs from base 1 to 2739 and encodes 912 amino acids. The record is from RefSeq and is a predicted model, not a curated record. NCBI's taxonomy places the organism in Eukaryota, Fungi, Ascomycota, Leotiomycetes, Helotiales, Sclerotiniaceae. Gene Ontology annotation, biological process: protein phosphorylation.